This is a messenger RNA of Lottia gigantea (owl limpet), 1416 nucleotides long. RefSeq lists its product as hypothetical. The coding region runs from base 190 to 1416 and encodes 408 amino acids. The transcript has 12 exons. The record is from RefSeq and is a predicted model, not a curated record. NCBI's taxonomy places the organism in Eukaryota, Metazoa, Mollusca, Gastropoda, Lottiidae.
GUGACUUCCGGGUAAUUAGAUUAUUGAUAAAAUAAUGACAUCAAAGAGUAUUUUUAAACACUGAUCCUCUUUACUUCUAUCAAUUAACAUAUUUAUUCAGAGAACCGCCAUUAUCUACCGAUAAGGAAUGAUUGAGACUGUGUGAAAAACUCUAGGGACAAGGAACAGACGGUAUAUUGUUAGGGCAGGAUGAAGUUUAAGACAGUGAGAGAGGGAGAACAAGCUUUAGUUUAUAACCACCUUGGUCAAAGUGAACUUAUUGUUGGGCCUCAAAGGGUGUUUUUAUAUCGUAAGAGAUUUGAACAGUUAGUAAAAUUUACAGCAGAGCCUAAUGAAUAUUUGGUAUUAAAGACAUUAGAUGGUACAAUCAAACACAAAAAAGGACCAUGUGAAGUAUUCUCUAAUCCACAAGUAUAUGAACGAGUAUAUAAACAGAAAGCAACCAAAGUUGACUCUAACCAUAUUGUAAUUGUCUAUAAACGUCAGAAAGAAGGUGGGGUCGAUAGGAGAAUCAUACAAGGACCCUGUUUAUUUGUACCUCAAGCUGAAGAGUGGUUACAUGAGUUUAAAUGGCAUGGUAGUGAUCCUGAAAAUAAAGCUAGAUUGAUAGCUAAAGGCAGUGUCUUCUCUCAGUUACAGAAUAUACCUGGUCACUUCUAUUAUGAUGUAAGAGAAGUAAGAACUAUAGAUGAUACUAUGAUUAUAGUUAAACUAAUGUUAUUUUAUGAAUUAGAAGAUAUCAUUAAAAUGUUAGAAAGCAGUCAUGAUCCAAUAGCUGAUAUGAUGAAUGCAGUAUGUUCUGAUGUUAUUGCAUUUGCCGGAAAAUUGAAUUUUGAACAGUUUGUUAAUCAGACAGCUAGUCUUAGUGAUUUAAAAAGUUAUUCACAGUUAUUACAACGUGCUGAGAAAAUAGGAUUUAACAUACAGAAAGUUGUAUUUAGAGGAUAUCAUUCUAGUGACAGGCUACAGGAGAUGCAGAAUAAUGCUAUUGAAUCUCGUACUAAAUUAAGAUUAGAUGGUGAAAUACAACAACAAGAACAACUAUUAAUAGAUUUUAAACUGAAGAAACAGCAGUCACGUAGCCAUCUUAAAAAUGAAAUAGAUAAAAUGAGACAAGACCAUAAACAUAAAUUAGAUGCCUUAAAACAAUCACAUGAACAAAAACUACGUGAGUUAAAAACAGUACAGAACAUACAGUUAGAAUCAGAAAAUACACGAGCUAAAAUAGAAAUGAAAGACUUAGAAGAUAAACAAGAAAUACAAUACUUAUCUUCUUUACAUUCUUUAAACGUUAACUUAACUCAAAUAUUGUCUUCUCAACCAAUCAAAGAAGAGAUCAGAAUACUUCAUCCACCAGGCAGCCAUCUUGGAAAAUCACCAAGGAAAAAUUCCCCACCUAUUGUAUCUGAUUUAUAA